Racocetra fulgida is the source of this 463-nucleotide messenger RNA. NCBI's taxonomy places the organism in Eukaryota, Fungi, Glomeromycota, Glomeromycetes, Diversisporales, Gigasporaceae. The record is from the annotation of a GenBank genome assembly.
AAAGAAUUGCGUACUGAACUGCAAGAAUUGAGACGUUAUAUUCGCCGUGAAUUUCCCAGACAACUUAAAAUAACUAAUACGGGAGUUGCAAUGUAUGAUCCGUGUGUUGCACACUGUCUUUGUUAUGCACUUGGCAAUUGGUUUAGUCUUAAUUCAGGUAAUGAUAUUGAAAAUGCAAUAAAGGAUAUCGCAGGUACUCAUGUAUCUAAUAUUACACCUGACCGCCCGGAUAGAACUAUUGCCGGAAUUUCAAAUUUACAAGAAUGGACAUGGUCUACAGAUAGUGAAAAAAUUGGAUUUAUUGCGGCAAGAGCUUUGCCAGGAAUAGGAGAUUGGAAAGAAUGGUCUCUCACGAAUUUAAAUAAUAUUACAAAAUCACAAAAAAUAGAAAAACCUAAUCCUAUCUCGACAAAUCAUACUCAACCUCAUAAGUCUUGGACAAUGCCAAUUAUUCAAGACCAAA